AUGGAUUUUUAACAUCAUACUAAUAGCACUAGGUAAUUGAGAUUUGUUUAUAAAAUUAGCAUAAGUGGAUCAUCAUCUCCUAGUUCAAAAAGAGGAAUUCAAGAAUGUUAUCAUGAUUUUUUUUAAGAUAAGAAAUCUAAAAGGAGUAAGCAAAAUUGUUAUAGAAGUGGUUCUAUAGUAUUAGGAUCAGUUAAAGAAGUAUCUGAAGAUAUUGAAGAUUAUCUUGUAAUUUAGAAUAAUAUUAUAGAUUUAAAGAAUACCUCACAUUUAGAUUUAAAAUGAUAAGUUUGAGUUCAGAUAAAAUAUUAGUUAGAGAGAUAGGUCAUCACCUCUACUUAUUAGAAAAUAGGAAUAUAAAAAGAGAAGAGCAUCUUUGAGUCCUCAUGGAACUAAUGGAUUAUAGAAAGUUGAGGAAGUGAAUGGAGAUGAUGAUGAACUAAAGAAUAAAUGUAUCUUUAAACUAGGAUUGAUAUUUGAUAAGAAUGAAUUUAAUGAUAAAUAGAAAAGAUCAUCAAUUGUAAAAGAAAGAACUAAUCAUGAUGUAAUCCAAAUUUAUCGAAGAUGUAGCCAAAUUUGUCGAUUCUUGAAGAUGUUUAAGAAAAUGUAAAAGAUUAACAUACAUAUGCUAACACAAUAUUGAAAUUAAAGGUUGAUGAAGUAGAUUUUGGUUAGGAUAAAAAAUAAUGGGCUCCUGAAGAAAUGAUUGAAAUAAUUGAAGAAGAAAAACCAGAUACAAUAAUUAAUGUCAAAGAAAAAGAAAUGUUUUAGAAAAGUAUUGCUAUUAAUUUAAGAUAGUUAAAAAAAUAUUACAUGAAGAAAGAGAUUUUUUAAAGAAAAUAUUAAAAGGAGAAAUGAUUGAAUAAGAAGAUAUUAAAAAAAAAUAAGAAUAUUAGAUGCAAAUUGGAGAAGCUCAUUGGAAUCAAUUAAUAUAAGAAGCAGAGGAAUAAGUCAAUAGUGAUGAAGAUCAUUAAUGA
Paramecium pentaurelia is the source of this 974-nucleotide messenger RNA. The record is from the annotation of a GenBank genome assembly. Lineage: Eukaryota; Ciliophora; Oligohymenophorea; Peniculida; Parameciidae.